Molecule: messenger RNA, 1179 nt
Organism: Colletotrichum graminicola M1.001
Lineage: Eukaryota; Fungi; Ascomycota; Sordariomycetes; Glomerellales; Glomerellaceae
Product: methyltransferase domain-containing protein
Exons: 9
Coding region: 1-1179 (392 amino acids)
Molecular function (GO): methyltransferase activity
Source: RefSeq, a predicted model, not a curated record
AUGGCCUCCGAACAGCCCGUAGAUCAAGCAACGGCACCACCGCCGGCAGCUGCGCCGGCGACUGCACCGGAAGCCGCGCCCGAAGCCACGCCCGAAGCCGCGCCCGAAGCCGCGCCCGAAGCCGCGCCGACCGAGCCACAGCAGACUACUGCGCCGGCUGAGAACGACGCGGGAAUUCUCCCCGCUGAACACUGGGUGCAGGCGGCACACGACGCUGCCAGCGAGGGCGAUGCCGACUCUGCGCUGGGCGAUGACGCCGCCAGCUCUACGGCCUCGAUCGGCUCGACUAUCAUGCAGUACCGGAAGAUCCACGGAAGAACGUUUCAUGCGGAAGUCGGCGAUGCUCAGUACUGGGGAAGCAAUGACGAGAAGCAGAACGAGGCUUGGGAUAUCAAUCAUCAUCUUCUCACCUUGUCAAUGGGCGACAGACUUUAUUUGGCACCGCUUGACAAGAGCAAGGCGAUUCUCGACGUUGGAACAGGAACAGGUAUCUGGGCCAUCGACUUUGCGGACGAGAACCCUGACUGUGAGGUCAUCGGAACCGACAUCUCGCCUAUCCAACCUAGCUGGGUACCCCCUAACUUGAAGUUUGAGAUCGAUGACUGCACUCGCGAGUGGACAUUUGAGCCCGAGUCUUUUGAUUACGUGCACAUCCGUUUCCUCGUCGGAAGCAUUGCGGACUGGCCGGCGUUGUUCAAGGAAGCGUACAGGGCCCUCAAGCCCGGCGGCUACCUCGAGAGCUUCGAGGUUUCGCCUGUUAUCUUGAGCGAUGACGGGACUGUGCCGGAGACCAGCGCUCUGGGCCAGUGGGGCAAGUUCUUCGAGGAGGGCGGCCGUAAGAUGGGCCGGUCUUUCCGAGUCCUCGACGAGGGAAUGCAGCGGAUUGCGAUGGAAGAGGCUGGCUUUGAAAACAUCAACGAGUGGAACAACAAAGCCCCAAUUGGCAACUGGCCCAAGGACCCUGUCAAGAAGGAGAUUGGCGAAUGGGCACAAUUGGCCCUCCUCUCGGACAUCGAGGGCUACGUCUUGUUCAUGGCAAACGUCAUGAGCACAUGGACUCGUGAGGAGAUUCUCGUCUAUGCCGCACAGCUUCGCCGUGAGACCCGAUCCGGCAAGUUUCAUGGCUACUACCGCCAACGAGUGGUUUGGGGACAGAAACCUCUCAAGACCGAUGCGUAG